CCAACGGAACCAGAAGACGCCGAGCCACAGUCGCUCCGCCUCUCCCUCCCUCUCACCCAUUUGUCUUCUUCCCCCUUAAACGCAAGAUGGCGCAGCAAUUCGUCCAGGCUAAAAUCAAAGGAGACAAAGUGGUCUUGUUCAUUAAGCCCACAUGCUCGUACUGUGUCACGGCCAAGGACGUGUUGUCUACGUACAAGUUCAAGCCGGGCCAUCUGGAGUGUGUCGACAUCAGCGCUCGGCCAGACAUGGGCAGCAUGCAGGACUACUUCAUGGAGCUCACCGGCGCCCGCACCGUCCCACGGGUGUUCAUUGGGGAGGAGUGUGUCGGCGGUGGCAGUGACGUGGCCGCGCUGCAUAAAAGUGGCAAACUGGAGGGAAUGCUGCAGUCCAUUGGGGCUCUCCAGUGACCCAUGCUAAACUAUCAGGUGACGUCACAUGACCACGCAGCGAGAUUUGCGUAGUUUGCGUCGUCGCUGCUGGUACUCGCUGAGCUCCUGCAGAUAACCUCUGGACGGCCAGCGCAGCCUCUCCACCUGCUCACGCUCCUCUUCUGGAACACACACACACACAUACACGACUAUAUACAAUCUCACAUCCAUGUUGCUGUAUCACAACUUCUUUAGUCUCUCUCUUGACCUUUGACUUUCUCUUGUGCCCGUCCAACUAAAAAUAAGCCUUGUGUGUAUAAGGAAUGAUAAUAAAAUAUAACGCUGGGACCACA
Phyllopteryx taeniolatus (common seadragon) is the source of this 721-nucleotide messenger RNA. It is a transcript of the gene glrx, whose product is annotated as glutaredoxin (thioltransferase). Bases 87 to 407 code for a protein of 106 amino acids. The transcript is spliced from 3 exons. The record is from RefSeq and is a predicted model, not a curated record. Lineage: Eukaryota; Metazoa; Chordata; Actinopteri; Syngnathiformes; Syngnathidae.